Boleophthalmus pectinirostris (great blue-spotted mudskipper) is the source of this 10666-nucleotide messenger RNA. RefSeq names its product plexin A4 (gene plxna4). Gene Ontology annotation, cellular component: semaphorin receptor complex. Gene Ontology annotation, biological process: semaphorin-plexin signaling pathway involved in axon guidance; regulation of GTPase activity; negative regulation of cell adhesion. NCBI's taxonomy places the organism in Eukaryota, Metazoa, Chordata, Actinopteri, Gobiiformes, Gobiidae. The record is from RefSeq and is a predicted model, not a curated record. Gene Ontology annotation, molecular function: protein binding; semaphorin receptor activity.
GCACUGAGUCACAUCGUACGCGCUCCCGGGCACUGCCUCCUCCUGCGGUAGCCUAUCCCGUGUGCGGCGCAGCGGCUUUUCCAGCGGCAUACCAAGUGCGUCCUCGUCGGGGAAUGGGAGCUUCUGCUACCGGCUUUCAGGGUACUCAGAGCGGCGUGCUACGGUCCUGCUGAGCGGGGGAUGCUGCUGGAAGUCCCGAACAGGAUCCGCCUUCUUCUUACUCUACUUGGACCGGGGAUUUAAACUGGACUAGCCGUUUUAUCCGGAUUUACCGUUUAUUUUGAUCUUGCGUGUUUUGGGGAGCGUGCGGAGUUGGGGACUGCUCUGGACGUGCCUCUUUCCGCAGUGUCGAUGCGGCUGCGGCUGUGAAGUGGAUCUAUCUGCACAGAUUACAGGUACAUGAUGCUCUCCUUGUUGAAAGAGGCUUGAUCGUGAUCGGCUGACAGCACUGGACUGUCCCCUCUUCCACCCUGAGCUCGACCUUCUACCCCAGCCACCAUGCCCCUCUCCCGGACACGGACCUGCUUCUUCACCUGCUGCUUCCUGUCUUGCCUGGUUCUCCCCGCGCCGUGCCUCACGAUGGUCCACGGCCCCCAGGCGCUCACCUCCGGGUCCCAGGUGAUCACGGCCUCUCUCCAGCAGGACCAGUACGCCUCUUUUCACGCGGAAAACCCGGAAUGGACUUUCAACCAUCUGGCCGUGGACUUUCGCAACGGUAAUGUAUAUUUAGGUGCCGUGAAUCGCAUCUACAAACUGUCCCCCAGCUUAGAGGUCCAGGUAUUCCACGAAACUGGACCGGACGAAGACAACAGGAAGUGCUACCCGCCUCGCAUUGUCCAACCGUGCAGCGAACCAUUGACGCUGACCAACAAUGUGAAUAAAAUGCUCCUCAUGGACUACAGGGAGAACAGACUGCUGGCUUGCGGCAGCUUGUACCAGGGUAUAUGCAAACUGCUGCGCUUGGACGACCUUUUUAAACUGGGAGAGCCAUUUCACAAGAAGGAACACUACCUCUCGGGGGUCAACGAGAGCGGGUCGGUUUUUGGCGUCAUCGUAUCCUAUGGCAACGCCUCACCAGACAUGCUGUUUGUCGCCACGGCGGUAGACGGAAAACCAGAGUAUUUCCCUACAAUCUCGAGCAGGAAGUUGGCCAGGAACUCCGAAGAGGACGGCAUGUUCGCGUACGUUUUCCACGACGAGUUUGUGGCGUCUAUGAUCAAAAUCCCUUCGGACACGUUCACCGUCAUUCCCGAUUUCGAUAUUUACUACAUCUACGGCUUUGCGAGCGGGAACUUUGUGUACUUUUUGACGCUGCAGCCAGAGAUGGGCGGAGGUCCCACUACUGGAUCGUCUGCAGCGGGACGAGAGCAGGUCUACACGUCGAAAAUCGUGCGUUUGUGCAAAGCUGACACGGCUUUCAACUCCUACGUGGAGGUUCCCAUCGGUUGCGUAAGUGGAAAUGUGGAAUACCGUUUACUGGAAGCGGCCUAUCUUUCCAAAGCCGGUUCGAUCCUGGCCCGGUCUCUGGACGUGGCACCGGACGACGACGUUCUUUUCGCCGUCUUCUCCAAAGGGCAGAAGAGACGACCGCGCCAGGCUACGCAGGACUCGGCUCUGUGUGUGUUUUCUCUCCGGAAAAUCAAUGAGAAAAUCAAGGAGCGGCUGCAGUCGUGCUACAAAGGAGAGGGAACGCUGGACCUGGCCUGGCUCAAGGUCAAGGACAUCCCCUGCAGCAGCGCACUCCUGACCAUUGAUGACGACUUUUGCGGUCUGGAUAUGAACGCGCCUCUGGGUGUGUCCGAGAUGGUGCGGGGGAAGCCUCUUUUCACCGAAGCGAACGACAAAAUGACGUCUGUUAUCGCCUACGUCUACAAGAACCACUCUCUGGUCUUCGUGGGCACCAAGAGCGGACGCGUCAAGAAGAUCCGUGUAGAUGACUCCUCCCGAGCUCUUCAGUAUGAAACGGUCCAGGCCGUGACCAGUGGACCCAUCCUGAGGGACAUGGCCUUCUCCUCGGACCACCACCACCUCUACGUCAUGUCCGAAACUCAGUUGUCCAGAGUACCAGUGGAAGCGUGUGGUCAGUACUCCACCUGCAGUGAGUGUUUGGGCUCCGGGGACCCCCACUGUGGCUGGUGUGUGCUCCAUAACAUGUGCACGAGGAAGGAGAAAUGUGAGCGUUCUUCAGAGCCUCGUCGUUUUGCCUCCGACAUUAAACAGUGUGUGAGGCUCAGCGUUCACCCCAGUAACAUCUCCGUGUCCCAGUUCAGUGUCACGUUGGUUCUGGAGGCCCAUAACGUCCCGGACCUCUCUGCUGGAGUCAACUGCACCUUUGAGGACCUGACUGAGAUGAACGGACUCGUGGAGGGAAACAGGAUCCGCUGCUCGUCUCCGGCCAAACGGGAGAUGCCUCGGAUCAUAGUGGACAAAGGAGACCACCAGAUCGUGCAGCUGUAUCUCAAGUCGAAGGAGACGGGCCUGGCUUUCGCAAACACCAGUUUUGUUUUCUACAACUGCAGCGUCCAUAAGUCAUGUCUGUCCUGUGUGAGCAGUCCAUACGAGUGUCACUGGUGUAAAUACAGACACGGCUGCACCCACGACCCCACCACCUGCUCUUUCCAGGAAGGACGUGUCAAGAAGCCCAUGGAGUGUCCCCAGCUGCUGCCCGCCGAGAAGAUCCUGGUGCCGGUGAACGUGGUGAAGCCCAUCACGCUCCGAGCGAAGAACCUGCCCCAGCCCCAGUCCGGACAGAAGGGAUACGAGUGCGUCCUCACCAUCCAGGGCAACGAGCACCGCGUCCCGGCCCUGCGCUUCAACAGGUCGUCCGUGCAGUGCCAAAACACGUCGUACUUCUACGACGGGAUGGAGAUGAGCAGCCUUCCCGUGGAGCUGACCGUCAUCUGGAACGGAGAUUUCAGUAUCGACAACCCGGCCCUCAAUAAAGUUCAUCUGUACAAGUGCGAUGCUCAGAGGGGGAGCUGUGGCCUGUGUCUGAAGGCGAACCCGCAAUUCGGCUGCGUGUGGUGCAAAGGAGAGAACCGCUGCACCCUGAAACAGCACUGCCCCCACCCAGAGAACCAGUUGCUCCAACACAACGGCAUCAACAGCAAAUGCACCCACCCACGCAUCACACAGAUCACUCCAUUGCGAGGCCCCAGAGAAGGAGGGACUUUGGUGACGAUCCGCGGAGAAAACCUGGGUCUGGAUUUCUCCGAGAUCCAGGGAAACGUGAAGGUGGCAGAGGUGGAGUGCACCCCGAUCAGAGAGGGCUACAUCCCCGCUGAACAGAUCGUGUGUGAGAUGGGCCGAGCUGAGACCAGUCAGUACACAGGGAACGUGCAGGUCUGUGUGGGAGUGGGAGAGUGCAGACCCGAGUUUAUGGCAAAAUCCUCCAAAUACUAUUACUUCGUGAUACCCAGAAUCCUCAGCAUUAAACCGAACCGCGGGCCUGUUUCCGGGGGAACCAUCGUCAACAUCACCGGAAGCCACCUGGACGCCGGGAGCAACGUGUCCAUCAUGUUUAAGGACCAGCCGUGCACGUACCUGAGGAGGGGCGGUCUGUGGCUCACCUGCCGCACUCACGCGUCUCUGCACGGUUACGGGAACGUGUCCGUGUCCGUGAGCAUCGACAGGGCCCAUCUCCAGAAGGACCUGAGGUUCGAGUACGUGGAGGAUCCCACCAUCACCAGGAUCGAGCCCGAGUGGAGCAUCUACAGUGGGCAUACACCAGUGACAGUGACAGGAACUAACCUGGACAUCAUUCAGACUCCACUGAUCAGAGCCAAGUACAACGGACACGAGACACUUAAUUUGUGUACCGUGUUGAGCCCCACCACCAUGCUGUGCCAGGCCCCGGAGCUCGCCAUCAGCCUGUCCCGGCAGCUGGAGGUCCCCGAGCGCCCGGACGAGUUUGGGUUCAAGCUGGACGACGUGCAGGCGCUGAUGGCUCUCAACAACACCAACUUCAUCUACUACCCCAACCCCGAGUUCGAGCCUCUGAGCGUGUCCGGGGUCCUGGAGCUCAAACCGGGAUCUCCAAUCAUACUCAAGGGACGUAACUUUCUCCCACCGACAAACAGUGGAAACGGGAAGUUGAACUACACUGUGUUCAUCGGGGACAAGCCGUGUAUGCUGACGGUGUCUGAAACCCAACUCCUCUGUGAGUCUCCCAACCUCACAGGACGACACAAAGUACUGGCUCGUGUGGGGGGUAUAGAGUUCUCCCCCGGUGUGGUCCACAUCACCUCGGACAGCCCCCUCAGCAGCACGGCCAUCAUCGGGAUCGCUGCGGCGGGCGCCAUGCUGAUCCUCGCCAUCGUCAUGGUGCUGAUCGCCUACAAACGCAAGUCCAGAGAGAGCGACCUCACGCUGAAGAGACUGCAGAUGCAAAUGGACAACCUGGAGUCUCGCGUGGCUCUGGAGUGCAAAGAAGCGUUUGCAGAGCUGCAGACAGACAUCCAUGAGCUGACCAGUGACCUGGACGGAGCCGGGAUCCCCUUCCUGGAUUACAGAACCUACACCAUGAGAGUGCUGUUCCCCGGCAUCGAAGAACACCCCGUCCUCAAAGACCUGGAGGUGCCAGGAUACCGACAGGACCAGGUGGAGAAGGGCCUGAAGCUCUUCGGGCAGCUCAUAAACAACAAGGUGUAUCUGCUGUGCUUCAUCCGCACUCUGGAGGCGCAGCGAGGCUUCUCCAUGAGGGACAGAGGGAACGUGGCCUCGCUCAUCAUGACCGUGCUGCAGAGUAAACUGGAAUACGCCACAGACGUCCUCAAACACCUGCUGUCCGACCUCAUCGACCGCAACCUGGAGAGCAAGAACCACCCCAAGCUUCUCCUGCGCAGGACCGAGUCGGUUGCAGAGAAAAUGCUGACGAACUGGUUCACAUUUCUGCUCUAUAAGUUCCUAAAGGAGUGUGCGGGCGAGCCACUGUUCUCCCUCUUCUGUGCCAUCAAACAGCAGAUGGAAAAAGGCCCCAUUGACUCCAUCACGGGAGAGGCCCGCUAUUCUCUGAGCGAAGACAAGCUCAUCAGGCAGCAGAUAGACUACAAGACGCUGGUGGUGAACUGCAUCCACCCGGAGAACGAGAAGAGCCCGGAGAUCCAGGUGAAGGUCCUGAACUGUGACACCAUCUCCCAGGUCAAAGAGAAGAUCCUGGACGCCAUCUACAAGAACGUGCCCUACUCACACAGACUGAAGGCCUCAGACAUGGACCUAGAGUGGCGCCAAGGCAGAGGGCAGCGCAUGAUUCUGCAGGACGAGGACAUCACCACCAAAAUUGAGGCCGAUUGGAAGAGACUGAACAUGCUUUGCCAUUAUCAGGUUCCUGAUAACGCGGUGAUGGCUUUGGUGCCCAAACAAGUCACAGCGUACAACUCAGUGAACAACUCCACUGUGUCCAGGACCUCAGCCAGUAAAUACGAGAACAUGAUCAAAUACACAGGGAGCCCGGACAGCCUGAGGUCACGUACGCCCAUGAUCACGCCCGACCUGGAGAGCGGGGUCAAAGUGUGGCACCUGGUGAAGAACCACGAGCACGGAGAUCAGAAGGAAGGAGACCGAGGAAGCAAGAUGGUGUCUGAGAUCUACCUGACCCGCCUGCUCGCUACUAAGGGCACGUUACAGAAGUUUGUGGACGACCUGUUCGAGACGAUCUUCAGCACAGCUCACCGAGGCUCCGCUCUGCCCCUGGCCAUAAAAUACAUGUUUGACUUCCUGGACGAGCAGGCGGAUAAGCACAGCAUCCAUGACCCACACGUCCGCCACACAUGGAAGAGCAACUGCCUACCUCUGCGUUUCUGGGUGAAUGUGAUCAAGAACCCCCAGUUUGUGUUUGACAUCCAUAAGAGCAGUAUCACAGACGCCUGCCUCUCUGUGGUGGCUCAGACCUUCAUGGACUCCUGCUCCACCUCAGAACACCGCCUGGGCAAAGACUCGCCCUCCAACAAGCUGCUCUACGCCAAGGACAUCCCCAGCUACAAGAGCUGGGUCGAGAGGUACUACUCGGACAUCAGUAAAAUGCCUGCGAUCAGUGACCAGGACAUGAACGCUUACCUGGCCGAACAAUCACGGAUGCACAUGAGCGAGUUCAACAGCAUGAGCUCCCUCAGUGAGAUCUACUCCUACGUGGGCAAAUACACAGAGGAGAUCGUGUGCGCGCUGGAGCAGGACGACGCGGCCCGGAAACAGCGGCUGGCCUUCAAACUGGAGCAGGUGGUGGCCUUCAUGAGCCUGGAGAGCUGAGGACCGCAUUUCCCAGGGUGCACUGGGAACGACCCCUCCCUCCGCCCCGCCCCCCAAGCCCCGCCCACAAACCGAGCCGUGCCUGAGCGAAAAGAACCCGUCCCGACCCCCUCCACCGCCGCGCCACCUUUCUCAUCACAUGACUUCUUCCUCGACGCCUUUUUUGAAUUUUUGCUUCCUCCUCUUGAUAUAAAAAAAACUGUUCCUCAUCCACUGCUGCAUAGACUAGUUAACCUGAAGAUGUGAUGGUCCGGAGCUGGCGGGAAAGCCUCUCUCGCGUUGCAUUGUGGGAGAUUACCUCAGCUUCACCACAGAGAGAGCCUCAAUGGGGGGGGGGCGACUGCUCCAAAAGCCAGCCAUAUUGGUGCGCUGCGGUCCUCCCCCCUGCUGGAAAGAAGUGGAAAAACCUUUUAUGUUGCCUUCAAGAAUUUACAAUAGGUAAUUCUUUACAAACCACUAUGUUGGCUGUAAGUUUUGUUGAGAACUUUUUAGGAAAUAGUGAUAACGAAACAUCUUUAGAGUCCUGUUUAUUGUAGUUCUAUAUCGAUAUAAGAGGAAACAAAAACGAUGACUGCAAGCCAAAUGAACACCUCUAAAAAAUGAAUGCAACUCUGGUUUGCCAAGUUUACACUGUACCUAUAAAAGCGAAUUAUACAUAUCUGCAGAUUCUGGGGCGACUUCGGGAGGCAAAUCUUUGAAUGUUCUUAUUUCUUUAAUGUAGCUGGAGAAUUUUAAGACUGAAACUGAUGGGGUAGGGGUAACGGAAUAGUGCAUCUCUACUGAAAUGACUGACGAAACCAGAGUACACCCAACCUCUUUCGCCCCCCUUCGAAAAAUUCGCACAACGACGUACCCACAACUUGUACAUUGGAAAUAUCCAGUUUACUGCUUCCCUUUUUGCGCAAAGAAGUGGCUCAUCGCAAAAACUUACAAAGAUCUUACAAGAAAAUCAACCGCCGGAGGUUUUUUAACACAAGUUGGGACCUCUGAGAUAAAGCACACAAUCAACUUUUGGACAGUUUCGGCUGCUAAUUUCUGACAACUUGAGCAGUGUAAUCUUCGGGCUCUUACAACUUCCAAUCAAAGCACACACGACGACGCACAGCAGCUACCCAGAGGUCUACCACGAGCUUAAGGGAUGAGCUAAAUGGAAAAUACUGGGUAAAAACCACUUCGAAAAAGGAAAAAAAAAAAAAAAACGAACGAUUAUUAACAGAAACACGCUGACUGCUACCAAAACGGGGCUUGAUUGUACACGAGUAGCACUUGUUUUCUUGGUACGUUCUGUUGCAAAGACUUGAACUUUGAAGUCAGUCAGCCAAAAACCAAAGGAGCUUCAAUUUUUUCGGUCUAAAAUCUUUGUGAAGUGCCACUAAAGGAACUAACGACGACAAAGUGGACGACGUAGAAGCGGCCGCUCGUGAAAUGGAAAAACGGGAAACGAGUGGAAUUUUAGCGAUCUUUUUCCUGACCUCAACGUGCCGGAAAGCUUCGGCGCGCCCUCCUCCCCUCCCCAUGUCCAGCUCUUGACUCUAAAAACCCGUAUUUUUUUUUUUUUUUGGUUUCUGUUUUGCACAAGCGUUGGAGAUGGUAGCUAGUUUUGCAUACAACAAAAAGCCCAACCUUUUUGAGUGUGUCCCGCAGAGGGCGCUCUUGUAUGUAUUAGUGUAGUUGUCUUCAGUGGCGGUAGGGGCGGGCUUCUCCAAACACGGUAAAACAAAACGGGAAAAUGGAACGUUUUUUUUUUGACGACGCGACGGGAUAGCAACACGAUCCUAGAUGUUUGCCGGCGAGCGCGGACCACGCUGGCCCACGACUAAAGCCCCCCUCCGUACCUUUUGACCUCUGCUCUUUCUUUUGCCUUGACAACGUGCCCCAUGUGGUGAUGUGAAUGUGUGAAGACCGCCCUAGGUCCACCGUUGGGUCCUUUUAUUGGCUUUUUAAGCGCAUGUAAAAUGUAAACAAUUUAAGAAACUUAUUAAAAAAGUUGAAAAAUAAGAAAAUUUAAGCCUUGCAAUGAUGAUGUGGAUGUGUUCUUUUCUCUUUGUUUUGCUUGGACGAUGAUUUGAGUCGAAGGGAAAAAGUGGGUAGUUCAUGUAAAGACAAAAAUAUAUCUUUCGUUUCGAGGUGGAAUCUUUACGCGAAACCAACCGAUGCGCGGACCUUCCCCGUUCUUCAUGACUUUUGUGACGUGUUAGCGCCGAUACCGAUACCGAUACCGUACCCUUUGCAUGUGAACCUACUUGGAUGGAAAUGGAAAAAUGCCUUGCUUAGAAAUAUUUAAAGUUUUAUUAUUCCUACUACUGAAGUCUUUCCGCCAUUUUAACGCUGUAGUCGUGUCCGAAUGUCACUCAAAGUCCAUUGUCUAUAUCCCAUCGUUCGAACUGUGAUUUGCUGUAAAUUUCGUUCGUUGGACAGGUCCCGUUUUGGGCUGUCUGUGCUGCUACUACAUCCUGUGUUGUUGUAAGUUGUUAGAACGCAUUAAAGGGGCAGUUUGGAAUUUUGGACAUAGGGCCUCAUUUCCUAGUGAACCAGAGUGUUGGAGACGUGUAGAGACACUUUUUUUUUUUUUAAAUAGUCCAUCCAGUCCUUGUAUGUGCAGAGGUCGCAGAGGUCUUACCUACUCCACAAAACACCCGAAGCAAAACGAUUAUUACACCAGACUGUCUUGAUAGAAUCAUUUUAGAAGUAGGUCUGUAACGAUAACAGAUUUUGCUGGACGAUUAAUUGACCAAGAAUUUAUUACGAUAAUAACGAUAAUAUUGACAUUUUGAGACCAGUUUCAACUAAUAUAAAAUGACCAUGGAGUAAAAAUGCAAAUACACCCUUUCAAAGAUCAAUAAACUUUACUUUCUAAAGAACAUUUAACACAGGAACUGCAAGACGACCAAAAACAACAGGCCUAAAUAAAACAGAAUUGUUAACAUAGGACAAGCCUAAUGUGUCUGGCUCACGGCGAGGACUUGUUCACAAAAAUGCACUUGAAUAAACCACUUUUGAACCAAACACAACCAAAGCAUUAAAUAAAAUGGAUUAUUAAGUCUCUGUAACAAAAUUGUCCUUAAAAGUGAUUUUAGUCGUUGACUUACAUUGGAAUAUAGUGACCACUCUCUCUGUGGCUGCUGCUGUGAGACUCAGCAUUUUGGUUAUUUAAAUGUUCGUAUUAACCCGCGACACAGGAUUUUAUUUCGCUAUGAGGGAGCCACUGUCCUGUCUGAUGUCAUGUCGGUGUCUUGCGGAAUCUGAGUGGACUUCGGGCUCUCCCGGGGGCUAGUUCUGUCGCUCAGGUUUGGGUUUAUCGGCUGUAGGGGUUUGAGACAUUUCUUCUCGUCGUUUGCGCGUUCGCUGAAUUUGACGCACGUGGCUGUUGAGACGUGUAUUUGGCAUCGUGACGUUGUUUUGGCACUCAGCGAUGAACUAUUUCGUCACUCUGACAUCGGCGCUUGUGUUGCGGCUUCAUGUUCGCCACACAGACGGCGGCGCUUUCUGCACUCAGGCUGCGCGAACAUCCUCUGUGCUGAGAAACAGAGCACACGUUCGUACAAGUGUCAUUACGCUUGUUAAACGGGAGGAGUCAGAGAGCGAUAGAAGCCUUCUAAUAUUCACCCUCUUUGAGAUCGAGAGAGAGCGAGGAAAACAAGAAAUUAUCGCAGCCUGAAAAGAUAUCGAGCUCGUUAAAGGUUAUCGUACGAUUAAUUGAUUUAUUGAUUAUCGUUCCAGGCCUAUUUAGAAGUAAAACCAACCUUGUAUUUGAAGGAUUUAUGUCUGAGCAGCAGCAGCAGUGGGUUGUACUUCCUGAUAGAAAGCUCGGCAGCGGCGGACUGAUUUCACCCAGCACCUGUAAUAGUUUGUUUACCUGCAGCAACACGUAGAGCUCAUGAAGAAGCCAGUUCCAGUUAUGACCACGUUUAUAUCAUCACAACCAACUAGAGCAGAGUAAAAUUCCGCUGCUGCUGAGAAAAUAGUCCCUCAACAUGCGACGAUUCAUGCGAUACAAGCUUAGUUUUACUUCUAAAAUUAUUCUAUCAACACAGACAUUCACAUGGACAGUCUGGUGUAAUAAUAGAUUUGUUUUGAGUGUUUUGUGGAGUGGGUAAGACUGUUUUUAGUGGCAGGAUAACUAUGACCAUUGACAUGCACUAGUCUAGCACCAGCGACCUCUGCAAAUACAAGGACUGGAUGGAAUAUUUCAAAAAUUGUCUCCAACGGUCUGGCUCUAUGGAAAUGAGGUCCUAUGUCCAAAAUUCCGAACUGUCCCUUUAACACUCAAGAAGUACUCCCAUGUUUUUACACUGUUCGGCAAGUCUUUAUUCGGCCUUGCUUCUAAUUCAUCUCGUAUUUGUUAGUGAAAGCAGCUUUAUAUGUUUUUCACAAUGGGGUGAAUCCACAAGGCAUAAAAUGGGACGUGGUAACUUAAUUGAAA